This is a messenger RNA of Anopheles funestus (African malaria mosquito), 5717 nucleotides long. RefSeq names its product probable basic-leucine zipper transcription factor D. The transcript is spliced from 7 exons. The record is from RefSeq and is a predicted model, not a curated record. The coding region runs from base 1378 to 4326 and encodes 982 amino acids. NCBI's taxonomy places the organism in Eukaryota, Metazoa, Arthropoda, Insecta, Diptera, Culicidae. Gene Ontology annotation, molecular function: protein binding.
AGUGUUUAGAAUUUAUGUUGUAAAGCUAGAAUUAAACAGCACUACAACUAUACUAUGCACUGUACCACACAACAUAAAAAUGCCGCAACCUUCCUGCGGUGAACACAGUCGUGAAAUGCAAGCCGUAGUCGAACGCAGUCGUGCUUCUUCGCGCGCGUGAACGGAAUUGAUUGUUCGGUUUGGUGUGUCUUUCGAUAUUCUCGCGGUAUUUCCUCUAUCAUCAGUGUCAGAGCUUGAUACGGACGGGCCCCGGUCAAACGUGAAACGGAAGUGUACAGAAGUUAAAGAAGAAAAAAAAACAGACAGAUCAAGCAGGUUAGCCUUUUUUCUUCUUGCUUUAUUUUGAUUAUUUUAUUAAUUAAAAAAUAUUUAUCGGAAACACGCGAACUGCAAGUUAUGACCGUUGCGAGUUGUGUCUUAGCAGGCUGUGGAAAUUAAUUCUCCAUUCAUUUGUCACCUCUGGCAAACGAUUCGCAUCGUGCGAUUUGGCAGAUUCGCCAAAAAAACGGCUAACUAGUGUGCCCGUAACCCGUGUAACGAGAAAAGCAAAUUCCUAUCGGUUAGCGGUGCUACUAGCAAGGUGUAAUCAUCGCGAUUUUUUUUUGCAAGUGUUUCGGGUUUUAUUUGUUUGUGUGCAUUGUGGCUCAUCUGUGUGCGUGUGUGUGUGCGUAUGGUGAUAGUGCAUGCGAGAGGAAAACAAAACCCUCCAAACGGGGUAAAAGCAUAGAAAAGUGCAAGCUUUCCCCACGCACACCGAAAACCGGCAGAAGAGAAGAAGCAAUAGAGAGGGAGUUAGAAAAAAAAAAUUCCACCCCACCUUUUUGGGACAACGAGCACCAGGAGUGGGUGUGUUUUAAUUUUGUUGUUUUCAAUUGUUGAAAGGGAAAUUAGUGAAAACGCGGUGCACCACGCUGCGUAAACGUGCAAAUGUGUGAACGGUGGGUGUGCGUGAAACAAAGAAACGAGCGCCAGAUGUGUGAGUAGGAGGUUGAACCGUUCCUUUUCGUUUUUUUUGUUGCUCGUAUUCGAAUUAAUUUGAAUUAAAAAAAACGGUUGCUGAAACGGUGCGAACAGUGGAAACCGCAGCAACACAACGUUUUCACCGGUUCCACGUGUAAAUUUUCACUGCACAUAACGGACGGAGUAGGCAGGAAGAAUCUAAAACACUUGACAUUUCGUUCGUUUUUUUUGGAGGACAUUGAGGACAGAAAGAGUGUUUGAUUUUGCUCAUUUUGCUGGUGAAAGGUUUGUGUUCAGUUUUGUCCUUCUGGUGGAAAUUACUCAGACGAACGUGGAAAAAGUCCUGCAAGGAAUUCGAAGCACGACAACCGCAUCGGACGGAAAACACAACGAAGAGCACUCGACGAGACAGUGAAGAUGGGACCGGUAGAUAAACCGAGCACCACCGGCCGCCGACGUACCACGACGCCGCUAGCACAAUGUACAUCGGUCGGCGUAACGAUGUGUCUAUUGCUUCUCACAGCGUCCGUCGUACAGACAGGACCUGUGAUACGAUCGCGUCGCAUGAUUCGAGAGAUUUACGUAGAAAACUCAGCAGCGUCCCCAACGGCACUGGAAAACGCUUCCUCGGAAGUUCCUAGCAGCAGUAGCAACAACGCAACAGCAAGUGACAUGUGCCUAUACGAUGGUUCCUACAUUGAGCGAUCGGCGAUAGCAUGUGAGAAGAAGCACGGUUGUCGUGCGAUUCAGAAGACCGGUGAAUGCUGUCCAGAUUAUCAGUGUGAGUGUCAACGAGAUGGCAAAACGUAUGCAAAUGGUGAGAAAGUCUUCGACCCGAAUACCCCAUGUCGUGCCUGUUAUUGCCAGGGCGGCGAAAUUACCUGCAGUGAAGUGAGCUGCUACAAACGCAACGACUGUGACCCGAAGUACAUUCCUGGCCGGUGCUGCCCAGAGUACGAUAACUGUCCCCCGUUAGAAAACUUCAAAAUAACUGAGUCCAGUACGAAUACAAAGGAUGCAGUUAACACCGAGCGGAACGACGAAGAAACGAACGAGGUGAAGGGAAACUAUGCAGCCGAGGCGGAAGAACUAGCAGGACUUCAAAAGCAACAGACAACGGCAACUAUGACACUUCAACCUGCGGUUACACCAUCGAUGCCUAACGAUAACCCGCUCGGUAUCAAGAUCAAAGAAAUCACUAAAGCGGAAGAGAUUCGUCUGACCGACAAUCGUCCCAGCGCAGAAGAACAGCAGCAGCAGCAGCAGCAACAACAACAACAGCAACAGCAAUUGUUAGCUAGUCGUGAAACAACCGUCCAACCAUCUUCAACACAAAGUGAGGAGCUUGUGAAUCUCGAACACCUAGACGUCAAUGUACCGGAUGAUGAUGGCGAAAAUGGGACAAAAAUUGUACGUCACACUGACGGUGAUGGAAUGCGUUCGGAUAUAGAUGAAGAAAGGGAGGAUGCGAGUGCAAGUGAAGAAUCGCUGAAAACUGUAUCGGCGGAAAAUCGAGUAGAAUCAAGCGAAGCUUCAACCGUUGGUACGGUGUCAUCGACCUUAUCCGAGUCAGACGAAUGGAUGGAUGUGAAGGAAUUUGCCGACGCGUCUACCUGGUCUCCAAGCUCGUUUGCUAUUAGCACUACAACUCAAGCACCUUUGCUCGCACCCUCAACCAGUGGGCCCUCCACACGUGACGAAGAAGUCGUGUCCGAAGGCAACAUGAAGCCAUCGAAGCAGGAUAACGCUCUGCCAGCAGUGGUGCAGAUUGGCGAUAAGCUCGUGAUUGUGGAUCACAACCAGCCGAAACCUAUCACCGUGAUACAGGUAGAGGAGGUAGAAGGUUUACAGCGUGGUGAAGACGAUAGCGUAUACGACCAGGAGAUGUACACAGAGCGCAAUCUUCCCGCACCAGUGGAGAGUAGUCGAGAGUCAUCGAAGAAACUAAAGCUGCACCAUUCGGUCGAUUUGGAACAGGAAACUUUAUCAACACAAGCAGAUUCUAGUGCGGCCUACGAAACGGUGUACCAUUCUGGAUCCACGGAACAGGGUGGUGGCGUGUCGGAGGAGAUUUUUGAGACGCAACUGUACACUGAAGGACCAGAGGAUGCUGCAGCCUCAGUGGAGCGAAACGAUACACUACAGGGAGAACCGUUGUCGGUGAGUAAGGAAGAGUUUCUGCACAUGGGAGAUUCCCAGGAACCAGCAAAACUUCAGCAGGAAGAAGAACACACAACUGCAGGUAUUGCUGUGGUUGGAUCCAGUACGUCGUACAGCAGCACCGAGGAAGGGAGUACAACAAUGUCGGAUCUCCAGGUUUCUCUAAGCUCCGAAGCGUCGGGCGAUGAGAUGAUCUACGAUACACAUUUUUACACCGAAGGACCAAGCACAUCAUCCGAGGAGCAUGGACCAACGCUGGGAACCGGUUCGGAAGAAACGUCAACUGCUGGUAACACUUAUAUUCCACGUCAUUCUGUACCCGUGGCGGAUGAGCUGGCUCCUCAGCACGAAACCUACAUUGAAGAUAACGAGCAUGAACUUAUCCACCCAGGAUUUCCGCCCAUUCCAGAGGAUUUCAGCGUGCCGCAACUUGAUCAGCCGGCCAUGGAAAUGGAAAUGGAACCACAUUCCGCAUCUCCUAAAGACGUGCCAGCGAAACAGGAAAAAAUUCUGUCUGAAGUGCUAGACUUGAAGCGCAAUAUGACAUCCACAACUUCAGCUCCAGCGAGCAGUUUGGAGUCUUCCACUGUGAACGUCGUAGCAUCAAAUCAGGAGGAAUCGUCAAACUCUCCCGCUUGGUUAAAGGAAGAUCCUCAACCUCAAUUGAGAUCACCUGGCGAACCACUUCUAAUUCCCGAGUGGGAACGUACGAAUGGAACGAGCAACAGUAACAGUAGCUCUUCGGAGGAAGAACUAGAACAGGAAGCCAGUGGAGCCGGUAGUGCACCCAGUGAUUUCCAAGUGCUUAAGAUGGGGUCGGAAGAGUAUGUAGACGCUGGUGAGGGUAGUGGGUCCGUACUCCCCACACCUACCACCACAUCGGCCAAGACAUCAAUCGCCGAAAAUCGUUCGGAAGAAGAAGAUGAAGAAGGUAAAGCGAAGGAACCAAUAUCUGGUGAAUUGGAGUUAGGUUCUGCUGCAAAUUCUUUACUGGAUAUCGACUCUCCAGUGUCGACAAACGUGACCGACGACCAAUCGGACAGUGUCAAGCAUAAUCCAAAGAAUGAUGUGGAGAGUUUGAAGUACGAUGACGACGAAAACCAUGCCACUGCAGAAGAAGCUAUACCGAAGAAGGUACAACAGCUGGAACCCAGCGAACGAGAAGUGACUGGUGGUGUACAGGCGCCCACGUUGACUAACGUCUGAGCGCGAUCUACCCAACACUCAACGGCAAUGAAAGUCAGCUAAAAUCUUGGUGCCAGUUUUAACAUUCUCUCCGUAACACAGUGACGCUCCUCAAAUUGGUAAGGAGCACCGACUGCCAGCUGGUGUGUGUGGUUGUGUUUCUGCUCCAACUGCAGACGUGCCAUCAAAUUGUAGAUUUCCUCUAAAAGGCAAAGCUCAUUCACCUCAAACAUCGAGUUGCAAGGGAUGGGAUAGAAUGUAAAUCAGGAAAAUAGCGCUCUUUAUCCGCUUGAUCCUACAAGGUGUAUGUACUGUCUUGUGUGAUUGGUUCAAAUUGUUUAAGGUAAAAAAAAAUGAAAGCCUUAUUGCAAAUUAUUUAUUCUCACACCACACAUUGUUCCAUUUGUCGUUCGUCUAUGUAGUGCUUAUGGGCAAUGGUUUACAUAGGAUCUUGUUAUGGUCCGAAAGGUGAAGGUACGUCAACCGAGGAACUUUAGUUAGUAUAAAACAUUAUUUUAUCAAUGUCCACAUCGGUGAUGACAACAGUAACGAAACAGGGGGUCGAUCUGAAGAACAGCCGGUAUGUGAUAAGCGGGUCCGAUGGGUCGGUAAAGUUAUUGGAAGCGUUCCGUUUUGUUUUCCAUAGCCAUGCAUAUCGGUUUUACUUUACACAUAAGAGACUGUUGUGUUAGGCUCUAGCAAGUACGUAUUUAUUAAAUGUCAUGCUAUUUAUAUACCGCCGGUCCCGUUUCGUCGAAAACUUCAUCCCGCCACGGCCAUUUCCAUCUACAGUAGUGGGUGGACCACAAAUUUCCUUUAAAUAGUUCUUGACUACGAGCUCCUCGAUGAGCAGAUCAGAGAAGAAGCGAAUUUCAUAGCAUUAAAGCAAAACUUUAGAGCAAAUGGUAUGUAAAAUCAGAAGUCAUAUCUUAAUCUAAAUGGUAGUCUCUCUGUGGGAAACGCAUGGUAAGUUAAUAAAGCGAUGGAUCGAAUGUUUCUUUCUGCUGUCUUAUGCAUAAGGCAAAGGGUAAAUGUUGUGGAAAUGCGGAAGCUACUACAAUGGAGAGUCCAUGUAGUUAAGGAAACAUUAGGCAAUUUCCAUUAAAAUUGGGAAUGAAGCUAAAAAUGAAAGGAAGCAUUUUUUAUUCUAAAAAAAAAGAUAAAAGCAAACAAAUUAUACUAGUUUCUGGAGCAUAAUAUAAAUAAAGAAAAACUACAUAUUACAAUUUCAAGUAUAGUUAUUAUCAUUAGUGCGUAAACAAGGAAUCCGUUGAAAGGCGAAGAAACUACAUGCAGUAAAUAAGCCUAAGAGCAUUGUAGUGUAGAUGGAGGGUAGCUAGAUAGUGAAAUUAGCAUUAUUCAAACAAACUGUAAAAAAACAAUCUAUGAAUAUAUGCGGAAUGGAAUAAAUA